GAUAGGGAUACAAGAACCCUAUUUAGCUACCUCACCCUCUGAUGACAACCGCUGUGCGAAGAUUCCAGUGCCUGCCUCAACAGCAGCAAGAAACACAGAAAUUGGCAGAAUGGUCUUGGAUCAUCAGAACGUUUAGCAGAAACAUGGGGAAGCUGCCAAGCUGAUGGAAGAAAGGUUUGUGCAUCAUUCUUCCCGGCGACCAGUUCCGAACGUCGCUGCACAAGACAUGAACAGUUUGCGCGGUGAGCGAGUGGUUGUGACACAAGGAGUCGCGGUGGUGGCAAAGGGAAGGUGAAAUGCAGCCGCCAACAGCACCGUCUAGAAUCCAGAAGGAGGAUUGGAGGGUCACUGGUCAAUGUCACAAGGUUGCGAAGAUGAAACUUGCGCCUGUCUUUUGUCAGUGACAUUUCUCAACAUAGCUCGCCAGGUACUAACCCUUUGAAAGAAAGCCGACGAAACUUAAGCAGUACUGACCAGCUUCUUCCGGUGGUGUUGUCAGCAUGUGUUGGGUGCCCAUACCGUCCAGGCAUACUGUUACAGAUAACUUCUGUCUGCCAUACAAGUCUCUUGAUGACGUGACCAUGGUGACUGGGAAGUGAAAUCAACAGCCAGGACGGCGAUCAUGGUGCCAUCAACAUCCAUGGGAUGUUCUGCCUGCCAGCACUAGAAGAGCUCAAGCCUUGCAGCAAGUUGUGUGGAUUGGACUGUUAUCUGGCGCUAGUCUUGAUCUGUCUCAUUCAGAUCUUGUCCGCUAUCGAUGCUAUAAGAGAAAAUUUUACGGGUGCACAUCCAGUGCAUUUGCAGAUUUGCGUGCUUCUCUUACGACGAGCGUAUAAAUGGUACAUGGUGUGUGUGCGCGGCGCGCGGGUUCAAGGACUACACGCCUGCUUCUACUCCGUCCGGUUCCUGUAAUCAAGGCCACCCUGUCGUCGUUCAGCUGGCGCCUGUGACCCGGCAAGAUCCAGAGCACUGGCCCGGGACAGCUCGGACGCGAGCAGUACCGUCUGAUCAGUCAGCCAAUGGCGACAGCACUGGUAGUGCUGGGACGCCGAGUCCCAUGGCAGAUAGAAGCACUGUACUGACAGCAACAGCAGCAGCAGCAGCAGGUCAGCCCACUGUAUUGUGUGCGCCGGGUCACGGUCAAGCUACUCCGCAGUUCCUUGGCCAGUGGACUAUGUGUGCACCACAGCAAGCCCCGUAUAUGGUUCUUGUACAACCCACUAUGAACAACACUGCUUCACCUAUUCCAACCACUCCACAAUCUGGAUCCCCAGGCACACCGGUGAAGAUUCCCAGCUCUCCUCUAUACAUCCAAAACUCAUCACCCAUUGCACCUCAUUUCCCCCAUCAGUUCUUGUCAACUGGUCAAGGCGUAGCGUUUUCCCGAACCGGCAAUACCCCCGAAGGACCUCAAGCCCUGCAGCCUGUUAGUUUGCCAGUACUGAGUACCAUGUCAACAUUUGCCUCACCGUGUGCAUUGCCACUGAACUCUUUCGAAGGCAAAGCUGUCGCACGCCCACCUGGCGGAGCAAGAAGCUCAGCAAAUAGUGGCGAACGCACGUUGAGCGCAUCAUCCCGCCCGCAGCCAUACACUGGCCGGUCACUGAGCAUCAGCUCCAACACCAGCUCCGUCACCAAGUGCUCAUCGGAGAGCGACGACUGUACGACACCCCUCCCACCACUCAUCUCCGCCUCAUCGCAACCAGCAUUGGCUGACAAGGCACCGACACUGCCUGACAGGCCAUCCCAGAGCAAUCGCUUCCUCUGCCCCUAUCCCAGCUGUGAAAAGUCCUACACCAAAAAAUCACACCUCAAAGUACACAUCCGAUCGCAUACAGGCGAGCGUCCCUACCACUGCACGUUUGAAGGCUGCGAUCGCUCGUUUGCACGCUCGGAUGAGCUGAAGCGUCACGUGUGUGGGCACACGGGCGAGAAGCCGUACUGCUGUCCAGUGUGCGAGCAGCGAUUUGUUCGCAGCGACCACUUGGCCAAACACAUACGCCGGCAUAUGGAGGCACCCAAGGUCCCCGCCUGGAAGCGAGAGAUUCAGAAGCUGUACUCGGUGAUGAACGGAGCAGCGUCUUCGCCGGCAGGGGGCUCUGCGGCAGCCAGUCCGGUUCCGUUGACCUCUUCUGGCUUCCAAACUGUGGGCGUCAGUCCGGUUCCGUUGACCUCUUCUGGCUUCCAAGUUGCGGGCGUCAGUCCGGUUCCAUUGACCUCUUCUGGCUUCCAAACUGCGGGCGUCAGUCCGGUUCCGUUGACCGCUUCUGGCUUCCAAACUGCGGGCGUCAGCAGCACUAUUCAUGGAGCUGUAGCAGUAGCUUCAACCUCUCAGCUUGGCGGAUCAGUGCAACACCAUACAGUUCCAACCACCAGUGACAGCAGUAGAGACAGCAUUCCAAGGACAUUUCACUUUCCGCCAGUAUGAGGUACGGACCAAGCUGCGUCUAUUAACAAUCCUAUCACGGAUUCUGUAGGCCAUCAACCAAUUUUCUGUGUCGAUGCUGGUUGCGUUCGGCACCAGCUUCAAGACACAUGCAUGUUAGGGCUGUUGUUUGAAAGUAUGCAUUGCUCGACAAUCCAUGCCCAUAGGCUGCAUCUUGUUAGGAGCUGGCAACGAUAACAACUCUAGUGUAGAAUGUCCCGCGGUCUCAGGACAUUAAAAUCAAGCAGGAAAGCCUUUCCAGACUAGAUCCCGGUCAGCUGAAUAGUAACUUGUAAAUAAAGCCCGUCGUUAUUCCAGUGUCAUUGCCAAGUAGCUGCUUUACUCAUCAGACUCGGCCUUUCCACCAUUCACUCAGGAUCCUAAAUUAUUCAUAUCACUGCAAGCUCCACACGCUGGUUGGUCACCCGGAGCUCCAUCAACGCAGGCAUGGAGCUGAUGCGAGCGUGUGGCCAAAGUUGCGCUGACUAAAUAGCGGCGGCUAGCCGAGCUCCAUGACGUGUGCGGCCUCAUUAAUGGAACUGCAACCCCAACACUGGCAACGCCACGGCUGCAGAAUGUUGGAGUCUGCCUUGUUCGUUCUGCCAAUGUGUCAUGCAAGUAAUGUCUUUUCCUGAACGUUCGAACCUUUUUGCAAUUUGUCUUUACAUGUGAAAAAAUUCCCGCUGUUAGUAGCAAGUAGUCUCGUCAAGUUAGCAGUUAGUACUUAGUUUCAGGAGUGUCCUAUUAGGUAGGUUACAGGUUACAGAACUCCCUCUGUCAUUCGCUGGCGUUACUUGUACAUGUGGUUUUGAUAACGCUUCGCUCUUCAUUGAGAUAUCUACCAUUCUCUCUCUCUUCUUUCUCAUUAUGUUCUCCCAACCCUCCUUCGCUGUAACACAAUAACAUAUUCGCUGCCUUGUCAUUGAGGAUUUGUGCUCGUUUAUAAAGCACACAAACAAACAAACAAAAUGGUUUACCCAUGUUGUGUA
This is a messenger RNA of Sycon ciliatum, 3414 nucleotides long. RefSeq names its product early growth response protein 1-A-like. Gene Ontology annotation, molecular function: DNA-binding transcription factor activity, RNA polymerase II-specific; RNA polymerase II cis-regulatory region sequence-specific DNA binding. Bases 1058 to 2428 code for a protein of 456 amino acids. The record is from RefSeq and is a predicted model, not a curated record. Gene Ontology annotation, biological process: regulation of transcription by RNA polymerase II. Lineage: Eukaryota; Metazoa; Porifera; Calcarea; Leucosolenida; Sycettidae. The transcript has 7 exons.